Pochonia chlamydosporia 170 is the source of this 1581-nucleotide messenger RNA. RefSeq names its product cytochrome p450 protein. Gene Ontology annotation, molecular function: iron ion binding; heme binding; oxidoreductase activity, acting on paired donors, with incorporation or reduction of molecular oxygen. The coding region runs from base 1 to 1581 and encodes 526 amino acids. The transcript has 5 exons. The record is from RefSeq and is a predicted model, not a curated record. Lineage: Eukaryota; Fungi; Ascomycota; Sordariomycetes; Hypocreales; Clavicipitaceae.
AUGUCGUAUGUACAUUUUGCAUCGCCAGCAGCCAUGUACUUGUUAUAUCUCGUUGGCCUUCUACUUGUAUCCUUCAUUAGCUAUUCGGUAGCAUUUCACCCUUUGAGACGGUUUCCCGGCCCAUUUCUGGCCAAGGUUACCGAUGCCUACAGUGGCUACUUUGCUUACAGAAAAUCUCUUCACCUUGUCACGUAUGAGCAUAUGAAGAAAUACGGCGAUGUUGUCCGCCUCGGUCCCAACAAGCUCAUCUUCAACUCUGCGAGAGCUGUGCAAGACAUCUAUUUAAAUCCUCGGGUGGCCAAAGGCGAGCCGUACAAUCACGGCAUGUUCAUGGCCAAACACCGCACUCUAUUGAUGACUACGAAUAGGGAAGAUCACAAGAAGAAGAGUAAAGUGAUCGGAGCUGUGCUUAAUGAACGAUCUAUGCGCAUCUUCCAGCCGAAAGUCAUAAAGCGGAUCAAUGAGUUUCUCCAGAUACUCAACGGCGCGUCGCAGAGUUCUGCCUCCGUUAACGUAUCGGAUAUGUCUACAUAUCUUGCUACUGAUAUUGCUGGAGAUCUUGCAUUCGGCCACCCACUAAACACUCAAACGCGGGAGACUAAUCGAUUCUUUCCAAUUACUCUUCAGAAAUGGAGCUGGAGGGUCAACGCCAUGAUGCAAUUCACCCCCUUGCGAAUCUACAAUCUGAUUAUGAUGGCAAUCAAGUAUAAGGAAACAAUGAAGCUAAUGGUGGCAAUCAAAAACAUGGUAAGGGCACGGGAGGCCUUGGAUAGACACGCAUAUCACGACUUCUACUCCGUCGUUAUUGAUGAGAUUAAACUGGGAGAUCACUUCCUCACUAGCGAGAUGUGGCCGCAUGGGACUAAUUUCUUGGCUGCUGCAACCAUAGCCAGCACCUUUUUCUACCUUUCAAGAUAUCCGGACACCUACACACGCCUAGCUGAAGAGGUACGAUCAAACUUCUCUUCAGCCGAGGAGAUCCAACAAGGACCAAAACUAGCCAAAUGCAAAUAUUUACGGUCAUGUGUCGACGAAAGCCUUCGCUGUUCGCCGCCAGUACUAUCUAUUCUCUGGCGUCAACUGGAUCCUGCCGAUAACAGUGGCAAGCCUUUUAUAGUUGACGGGAACAUCAUCCCUCAAGGCACCCAAGUUGGUGUCAGUCUCUACGCCCUAUUCCAUAACGAAAGUAUAUUUGAAGAUCCUUUCGUCUAUCGACCGGAGCGAUGGCUUGAGUCUGCAGAUGGUACCGAAGACGAGGAGCUAAAAGCAGCGCGGAAAAUGAUGCGUUUGGCACAUAUCCCCUUUGCGACUGGUGAUCGUGCAUGCCCUGGUAAAGCCAUGGCGUGGAUGGAAAUCAUGAUCGCUAUUGCCCGCACGUUCUGGUUCUUUGACUUCGAGAAGGCACCUGGGAAGCUAGGGCAAGUUGGGGAACUUCUGCAUCCAGCACCAGAUGGCCAAAGUUUGAUCCCGGAGCACGAGACAGAAGAUUGGUUUGCGGCUGUUCACGAUGGUCCAUACUUGGCAUUCCGUAGGCGAGGACACUUCAUCGACGAGCUUGAGGAAGCAAUGCGCGAGGAGUGA